CGUUGCCUUGUGAAUCAAGCGCCAUAGUCACCGUAGUCCUGGCGACUGUUACCCAUCAACAACAACCGCUCCUCUCCUGCUCCUCCUCCUCCUCCUGCUGCUCCUCACCCCCAUCCUCACCCCCUUCCUCAUCGUCACCCACAACAACAACAACAACAACAACAGCCGCCUCCAGCAGCAGCGACAGCCGGAGCAGCACCGCAGCCCGCCUCAGCCCAGAGAUCACGAUGCAGACGUCAGAAGCUGGGUCGGAUACAGGUUCAACUGUGACUUUACAGACAUCUGUGGCUGGCCAGGCAGCAGUGCCCACGCAGGUAGUACAGCAAGUACCAGUUCAGCAACAGGUGCAGCAAGUGCAAACUGUACAGCAAGUACAGCAUGUCUACCCAACCCAGGUUCAGUAUGUGGAAGGAAGCGACACAGUCUACACUAAUGGAGCUAUCCGAUCAACAACUUAUCCUUACACAGAAACCCAGAUGUACAGCCAAAACACUGGGGGAAAUUAUUUUGAUACUCAAGGAAGUUCUGCGCAGGUGACAACAGUGGUCUCCUCUCAUAGCAUGGUGGGCACUGGAGGGAUUCAGAUGGGUGUCACAGGAGGACAACUCAUUAGCAGCUCAGGAGGGACCUAUUUGAUUGGCAAUUCAAUGGAAAAUUCUGGUCAUUCAGUGACUCAUACAACACGGACUUCCCCAGCUACAAUUGAAAUGGCGAUUGAGACACUGCAAAAGUCUGAUGGUCUGUCCACUCACAGAAGCUCUCUUCUCAACAGUCAUCUUCAGUGGCUUUUGGACAAUUAUGAAACUGCAGAAGGAGUGAGCCUCCCUAGAAGUACCCUUUACAACCAUUACUUACGACACUGUCAGGAGCACAAGCUGGAUCCAGUCAAUGCAGCAUCCUUUGGAAAACUCAUACGGUCAAUUUUCAUGGGGUUACGGACAAGAAGACUUGGAACUAGGGGGAACUCCAAAUACCAUUACUAUGGGAUUCGUGUCAAGCCAGAUUCUCCUCUUAAUCGACUACAGGAGGACAUGCAAUAUAUGGCUAUGAGACAGCAGCCCAUGCAGCAGAAACAGAGGUAUAAGCCCAUGCAGAAAGUGGAUGGAGUUGCAGAUGGCUUCACAGGAAGUGGUCAACAGACAGGCACAUCUGUUGAACAAACUGUAAUUGCCCAAAGUCAACAUCAUCAGCAGUUUUUAGAUGCAUCUCGAGUACUUCCAGAGUUUGGUGAAGUUGAAAUAUCUUCCCUACCAGAUGGUACAACCUUUGAGGACAUCAAAUCACUGCAGAGUCUUUAUCGAGAGCACUGUGAGGCAAUUCUGGAUGUGGUAGUGAAUCUUCAAUUCAGCCUGAUAGAAAAGUUGUGGCAAACUUUCUGGCGCUAUUCUCCCUCUACUCCACCCGAUGGUACUACUGUUAAUGAACCUAGCAAUCUGAGUGAAAUAGAAAGUCGACUUCCAAAAGCAAAACUGAUUACUCUGUGCAAACAUGAAUCUAUUCUGAAAUGGAUGUGUAACUGUGAUCACGUGAUGUACCAGGCUUUGGUGGAGAUUCUCAUUCCUGACGUCCUUAGACCUAUUCCUAGUGCCUUGACCCAAGCCAUUCGCAAUUUUGCAAAAAGCCUUGAAGGUUGGCUUUCAAAUGCCAUGAACAAUAUUCCACAGAGGAUGAUACAAACCAAGGUUGCCGCUGUAAGUGCCUUUGCCCAGACUCUGCGAAGAUACACAUCUCUAAACCACCUGGCUCAAGCAGCUCGUGCUGUUCUUCAAAACACUUCUCAAAUCAACCAGAUGCUCAAUGAUCUUAACCGUGUUGAUUUUGCCAAUGUUCAGGAGCAGGCUUCCUGGGUGUGCCAGUGUGAUGACAACAUGGUUCAGAGGCUAGAAACAGAUUUCAAAAUGACUCUUCAACAGCAAAGCACUCUGGAGCAGUGGGCUGCCUGGCUUGAUAAUGUUAUGAUGCAAGCCUUGAAACCAUAUGAAGGAAGACCCAGCUUUCCUAAAGCAGCACGGCAAUUUCUGUUAAAAUGGUCUUUCUACAGCUCAAUGGUGAUUCGAGAUCUAACCUUGCGCAGUGCUGCUAGCUUUGGCUCUUUUCAUCUGAUCCGCUUGCUUUAUGAUGAAUACAUGUUUUACUUAGUAGAACAUCGCGUUGCUCAGGCCACAGGAGAGACACCUAUUGCAGUUAUGGGAGAGUUUGGUGAUUUAAAUGCUGUGUCCCCUGGAAAUAUGGAUAAAGAUGAAGGCAGCGAAGUUGAAAGUGAAAUAGAUGAAGAAAUGGAUGAAAAUGGAGAGCCGCAAGCAAAGAGAGAGAAAACAGAGCUAAACCAAGCAUUUCAGGUGGGCUGCAUGCAGCCAGUGCUUGAGAGUGGAGUACAGCAGAACCUCCUGAACCCAAUUCAUAAUGAGCACAUCGUUGCAACUACUCAGACUAUCAGACAGUGCAGUGCUACUGGAAAUACAUAUACUGCAGUCUAAUGUGAAACUUCUCCCCUCCCCCAUCAUUACAUUAGCUCUUUGGGUUUAAGAGGAAAAAAAAUAAAAGAGAAAAAAAGUCUGAAAAUUGACUGUUGUCAAAUUUCAGCUGUACUGAGCAUUAUUUUAUUGGAGUCAUUAAAUGGUAUGGGUGUAAACAUUUUGCCAGACCUGUUUAAAAAAGAUUUUCUUGUAAACAGGAUCAUUUUACAUUGGCCACUCAAUAUGAAGAGUUUUCUUAUAAUCAAAUGCAAGAAAGAUUUUUGCAAAGCUUGGUGUUAAUGUUUUUGUCCUCUUAUAAUAAUUUAAUUUUUUUCAUAGUUUUUUUUAAAUAUUUUAAUGUUCAUUAUUGGUUAUGGUGAUGAUUUCAUAUACAUAGGUUUUUAAAUAGAUGCACUUCUGUGAAAUAUCAAAAGAACUAUUUUCUUUGAUUUACACUGGAGGCAUACUUAUUUGACAACAGAUGUAUCAAGUUUGUUAUAAAAGGUGCUUUUCCGUGGACAACUAGAAGACACUAUUUUGAUAAAAUUGUGAGUAUUCAGGGGGAUUUUUUGUAAUAAUGUUGAAGAGUUGAGAAGAUAUACUAGUUUCUUUCUGUGAGAAAGAAGCAAGUUUAAAUGGCAGAAUUGUAACAAUGUGAUAAUGUGUACGUACGUAACGAACGUACCUAAUUAUCUGACCAUCAUGUUAAGAAUGCAAGGUUCAUUAAAAAUCAACAGUUCCAGGUAUUAUUUGCAUACCAGUUCCUCUGUUUUGAAGACUACUGAUACUAAAUGUGGUGCCACUGAACAGGUACUUUUGGCUGUUGAGUGGUACUGUAGUUGUUAGAAGCUGAAGCUGAAAAAGAAGUGACUUAAUUAUUACUGUUAAUUUUUAAGUGUACAUGCUACUUAAGCUGGACUGGACAUACAGGAAAAUAUUCCAUUUGGAUGACUUUCUUCUAUUCCAGGUCUUUUCGUAUUAGUGGUUCAAUCUGCUGCUCUUAGAAAAGAUAAUUUAUAGAAUGCAAGGAAUGUAGCAACCUGCAUCAUUUUCCUUUCACAAAAAUAUUUCCUUGUUGUUACAGUGGAUUUAAACUUCUACAAAAAAUUAGGUAAGGCAGUGUAACUGGCACACCUCACUUUUACUUAUUCCCAGUUGUGUAGAAUUUGAAUAGGUGGCUAGAUGGACCAUUGCCAUUUAAGAAUGUACAUCAGGGAUCAUUGUACCUCGGCUAUUACAUGGUGCCUUAAACAGAACUGAAGCUAAGACUUAGUACUUUUUGUUAUUCUUAACUCUUAAAUUAAUUCAACAAGGUGUGCCUGUCAUUUUCAAAUUCCCUAAGAAGUAAGGACAGGUUACAUAGCCUUCAAAAUAAUAAAAUGAUUUUUUAUUAUUAAAUGAUUUUAAUAUCCCUCUUAGAAUGACAAUAAACCUAUUUUUUCUUGUUUCUAGCUGGAUUUCACUUUAUUACAAAUAAAAUUUGCUUGGGAAUCUGGAAGGCAAAACUAGCUUUAAUACCACAUUCAGAUGUCAAGAUAGAUUGACUAUAGUCCCAAGCAUGAUUAUAUAUAUUUUUAGACCCAUGUCUACUUCUAAUUUUAAAAGGUAAAAAUGAAUAAAUGAGCAGGUACAUAAUGCAGUGCAUGUUUUCAAUUUGUAUGUUUUGUGGGGUAUCAGCCUGAUUUUACAUUUUAAUGGCUCGAUCUCGUAUUGACAGUUUAUAUAAAGCAUACAUUAAUUGCCAUUUUUAUUCUUAAAUAUUUCAUUAUGCAGACACAUGAAUUUGCCACGUUAUAUAGGGCAUUGAGUAAGAAAAAAAGAAAAAAAAGAAAAAAAAAAAGCCAAAAAGUGAAGGAGAGCACAAAAACAUCAACUUUAUACAAAUGACUGUGUAAAAAAAUUAGGGGUUCUUUUAUUUUGGCUUACCUACAGUGUCUGUGACAUGACUUUAAAGUAAUAUAUACCAAAUGGGAGAAGAAUAGCAAAAUUAACAGUGUAUUUAUAGCAAAGGAGUUUGUUGCUAUAGAUUACAUGUGCUCCAAAUACAGCUACAUAUCAACUAAAAUGUCCUAACAUUAUUGGUGUGCAAAAUUAAACUUAACUUCCUUUUAAAGAGUUGGGAGGUAAACCCAUCCUGCUUACUCUGUGUAGGCAUAAUUCCUGCUUGAUGUUAAUAAAUGGCUUUCACCUCAGUAAGAAGUGAAAGUGAGGUUUAUAUUCAUUAUUUCUAUACUCAUAACUGCACUGAAUCUCAUUAUAGAUUUUGCUCUCACAUAUAUUGCUCAGUGUGUCCUGAUUUAUCCUUGGAAAUCAGCGUAGAUGUACCCUUCACCAAAAAUCCUAAAACUAAGCUGUGAUAAAUAUUUACUCCCCUUCAUUGUGCAUUAUAAGAUGUUUACAAUUAAAAUAAAGUGAAAUAAUUCAAUUUUUUUUUUCAUUUUAAACUUUUUUAAUACUGUAGUACUUCAUUCAAUUCUUGUCUUGGCAAACCCUAUAAUGUUUUCUUACUGUCUUAUUGAUUUUAAUGUUGUAUUUGUUGUUGAGAAAAGAGAAUGAUUGUAAUAGGUAAAUUUAGAUUGCUGAAAGAGGUGGGACCUGAGUAUCUUUAAUUAUUCCGUUUCCCACUCCCAUCCCAGUUGUUCACUGUUCACAA
Molecule: messenger RNA, 5109 nt
Organism: Lagopus leucura (white-tailed ptarmigan)
Lineage: Eukaryota; Metazoa; Chordata; Aves; Galliformes; Phasianidae
Gene: RFX3
Product: regulatory factor X3
Exons: 17
Coding region: 228-2477 (749 amino acids)
Biological process (GO): regulation of transcription by RNA polymerase II
Cellular component (GO): nucleus
Molecular function (GO): DNA-binding transcription factor activity, RNA polymerase II-specific; RNA polymerase II cis-regulatory region sequence-specific DNA binding
Source: RefSeq, a predicted model, not a curated record